Molecule: messenger RNA, 1530 nt
Organism: Endocarpon pusillum Z07020
Lineage: Eukaryota; Fungi; Ascomycota; Eurotiomycetes; Verrucariales; Verrucariaceae
Exons: 2
Coding region: 1-1530 (509 amino acids)
Biological process (GO): triglyceride biosynthetic process
Cellular component (GO): endoplasmic reticulum membrane
Molecular function (GO): diacylglycerol O-acyltransferase activity
Source: RefSeq, a predicted model, not a curated record
AUGCCAGACACUACCCACACUGCUGUGACUACAGCCGUAGAGCUCCUUGGAGAGAGUACAUCCAAGACCAAUGGAACUCUGCGGUCAACCCCAAAGCAGCAGACCUUGAAACCCAGUGAGCCAGCCGAACUGGGAUCGGGAAAGCCCAAGAAAAAAUAUAGACACGUUGCGGCCUUGCACUGGAAGAAUCAGCCGUCAUGCAUCAGUCACGAAGCGGCUGUAUCUCCCAGUUUUCUUGGAUUCCGCAAUCUUCUCGUUCUGGUCGUGAUCGUCAUGAAUCUUCGACUUGUGGUGGAGAACUUCAUGAAGUACGGAGUCUUGAUCUGCAUCAGCUGCCACGAUGUCAGGAGGCAGGAUGUCGUUCUCGGGGCUCUUCUUUACGCUCUCAUACCUAUCCACUUACUGGCCGCAUACAUCAUCGAGGUGGUGGCCGCUCAGCAAGCGCGAGGAGCCAUCGGCCGGAGACAGAGGAGCGACGCAGGCGUACGUACCCCCGAGAACGCUAAAGACAGGAGAGAGUUCAAUGCGACGUGGACAUACAUUGCUGUGGCUCAUACCAUCAAUGCUAGCCUGUGUCUCGGUAUCACCAACGUGGUGGUCUACUUUUAUAUCCAUCACCCGGGCAUCGGUACGCUAUGCGAGCUUCACGCUAUCAUCGUAUGGCUUAAGAACUGCUCAUAUGCUUUCACCAACCGCGAUCUUCGACAUGCGAUGCUGCAUCCAACCAGCCCGAACUUGCUGCCCGAGAUGUAUCUGGCGUGCCCCUAUCCCCAGAAUAUCACCUUCCAAAACCUGGCCUACUUUUGGUGGGCACCUACCCUGGUGUAUCAACCUGUCUAUCCGCGCACAUCACACAUCCGAUGGAUUUUCGUCAUGAAACGGACGCUGGAAGUCAUUGGUCUUUCGGUCUUCAUCUGGCUUACUUCGGCACAAUACGCUUCGCCCCUGCUCCGCAACUCUCUGGACAAGAUGGCAAUACUGGAUUUACCCUCCAUCCUAGAACGAUUGAUGAAGCUCUCUACCAUCUCCCUUGUUAUAUGGCUUGCUGGAUUCUUUGCACUGUUUCAAUCAUUCAUGAAUGCUCUGGCAGAGAUUACCAGGUUUGGUGAUCGUAACUUUUACGGAGAUUGGUGGAAUAGUACGGACUUGCAGACAUACUGGAGCACGUGGAACAAGCCCGUGUAUCACUUCAUGCGAAGGCAUAUCUUUUCGCCUCUGGUGGGCCGAGGAUGGGGUCCUCAGACAGCAAGUGCAAUGGUGUUUGUGUUCUCGGGAUUUCUGCACGAGCUGGCUGUAGGCGUACCAACGCACAAUAUACUUGGUGUUGCAUUCUUCGGGAUGGUGGUUCAGCUGCCACUGAUCAUGAUCACUAGACCAUUAACAAGGAUCGAGGGUAUCACAGGCAAAGUGAUUGGGAACUGCAUAUUCUGGAUCAGCUUUUGCUUGGUCGGCCAGCCCCUGGCUGCUCUCCUGUACUUUUUUGCCUGGCAGGCCAAAUAUGGCAGUGUGAGCAGAACAUACCACGCUUGA